Messenger RNA from Mollisia scopiformis, 1315 nucleotides. RefSeq names its product porphobilinogen deaminase. Gene Ontology annotation, biological process: heme biosynthetic process. Lineage: Eukaryota; Fungi; Ascomycota; Leotiomycetes; Helotiales; Mollisiaceae. The coding region runs from base 97 to 1230 and encodes 377 amino acids. Gene Ontology annotation, cellular component: cytoplasm. Gene Ontology annotation, molecular function: hydroxymethylbilane synthase activity. The transcript has a single exon. The record is from RefSeq and is a predicted model, not a curated record.
ACCCCACCAUCAACAUCUCAAAACACAUCCAAAAAUCCCAAUUCACAACACCACGACCGCAGACUUCCUCCCGAAGUCAAUUACCAUCUGCCAACCAUGGCAACACACGAGCAACUCGAGUCGACCUCCUCCCGACCGGUCCUCGACCCCACCGUCAACGUCCAAGAAAAAUCCUCCAAAGAGACCGCUCCUUCCACAGCCUUAAAGCGAAACGCAGAAGAAGCCAACCUGGAUGAGAAAACCACAAUCCACAUCGGCACACGACGCUCCGCGUUGGCCGUCGUACAAGCCGAGAUGGUGCUUGCGGACCUGAAGAAAGCACACCCAGACCUCAAUUACGAGAUCCACGCUAUGAGCACGAUGGGUGAUAAGAACCAAACUACUGCAUUACAUGACUUUGGGGCUAAGGCUUUGUGGACUCAUGAGUUGGAAGCUCAGUUGAUGGACGGGACGUUGGAUCUUAUUGUGCAUUGUUUGAAGGAUUUGCCUACGCAGUUGCCGCCCAAGUGUGUUAUUGGGUGUAUCAUGGAGAGAGAGGAUCCCCGAGAUGUGGUCAUCAUGAAGAAGGGGUUGGAGUAUAAGGGUUUGUUGGAGCUGCCUGAGGGAGCUGUGGUUGGGACCAGCAGUGUGAGGAGGAGUGCGCAGAUCAAGAUGCGGUAUCCACAUUUGAAGUUCAAGGAUGUUAGAGGGAAUGUAGGGACGAGGUUGAGCAAGUUGGAUGCUGAGGAUGGGGAUUACUCCUGUCUGAUAUUGGCUGCGGCUGGUAUUCUGAGGAUGGAUUGGGGUGACAGGAUCACGCAAUACUUGGAUUCGAAGACCGAGGGUGGAGGACUGUUACAUGCUGUCGGUCAGGGAGCUCUUGCCAUUGAGGUCAGAGAAGGAGAUGAAAAGACAACAGCUAUCCUGAACAAGUUAGCAAACGAAGAAUCAACACUAGCAGGCACAGCAGAGCGAAGUCUGAUGAGAACACUGGAGGGAGGUUGCAGUGUGCCAAUUGGUGUAGAGACCACUUGGAUUGAGAAGGGAAAGUUGUUGAUGAAGGCUAUUGUUGUCAGUCUUGACGGCAAGGAGCAUGUUGAGGCAGAAAGACUAGGAGAAGUUCUGAAUGCUAAAGAUGCGGAUGAGUUCGGCUGGGACUUGGCUCAUGUUUUGGUGGAAAAAGGAGCUACCAAGAUCCUGGAAGCCAUCAACCUAAACCGACCGAUCAUCAAAGACGGUGGUGGAGCAUGAUUGUUACUAUAGACAUUGGCUUUUGUAUCGCAUAGACUGGUCGGCGCAGGUGAUGGGCCUGGAAAAAGUGCACAAUAUUCACCUC